Messenger RNA from Babesia microti strain RI, 447 nucleotides. RefSeq lists its product as hypothetical. NCBI's taxonomy places the organism in Eukaryota, Apicomplexa, Aconoidasida, Piroplasmida, Babesiidae. The record is from RefSeq and is a predicted model, not a curated record. The transcript has a single exon. Bases 1 to 447 code for a protein of 148 amino acids.
AUGAGAUUUACUUUGAAAUCUGCCAUAAAACUCAUCUAUGGUCUGGUGGACGUGGGAUUCUCGCGUCACGAUAUCCAUUACAUGCUAAGUGAAAGAUCUAAUGAGCUAUUAAAAGCAGGAGUGGAUCCAAGACACUGGCAAGCUAGGGAGAAGAUUGCAUUUCUAUCAUCAAUUGGAAUACCUAAAUCGCAGGCACUCGAUAUAAUUGUCAACAACCCAUUAUUAUUAGCCAGCACAAUUGCAGAUAUUGACUUGGCCUGUAAAUGCUUAGCAAAAUCAGGUGCUAGUAUAGGGGAUUAUGUAACUUUACUGGCAGAAUCCUUAGAAAUGAUAAAACCACAUAGCUCGGCAACAAAUUCAGAUAAAACAACUAAUUUGGCCAACAAAAUUGUACCGGAUGAAACUUUCUCAACAAAUAAAAAUGUUAAAUCCAAUUAUCCUAAAUGA